CAGAAGUAAAAACAACCUCACCUCACUUCGCAGCCGGAACAAGUGGCGGUUGUUAACCAAGUUCGAGUGCUACUCAACCCUGUGUUGCCCAGGUGAACUAUCCCUUUACCGCGGGACAUCUGACCACUUGUGGCACCAUGGAAGAAGGCGCGACCCACGCUGAGGCCAGCAGCAUCUCAGGCAGCACCCACACCAUCCCACAGCAGCAGCCAGAAAACACGGAGAUGCUGAUACCGAGCUUCAGCCCGGCCUCCGCCCCGUCCUCCCCAACCCCGACUGGCACCCUCUCCCGACUCGGCCUGAAAAGUCCCACCACCAACGCCGCCGCGGUGCCACCUGGCAGCCCGGUGGACCGCGGCCAGGUGAGCGCCAUUACCGUGGUGGCGCUGCUGGACAAGCUGGUCAACAUGAUGGAGGCUGUGCAAGAGAACCAGCAUCGCAUGGAGCAGCGGCAGGCCGACCUGGAGGGCGUCGUGCGGGUGGUGCAAGGGGACGUGAGCCGACUGUCCAAGACCCACACCGGCACGUCGAACUGCGUGAGCAAGCUGCUCGAGCGCUCCCGCAAGGUGAACGGCCACGUGAAGGACGUGAAGGAGCGGCUGGACAAACAGGCGGUGCAGGUGAAGAAGCUGGAGGCCAACCACAGCCAUCUUCUCAAGAGGAACCACUUCAAAGUUCUCAUCUUCCAGGAAGACAACGAGAUCCCCACCAGUGUGUCGGUGAAGGACUCCCUCAAGACCCCACUACCAAGCCAGUAUGAUGCCGAAUCCACCCAUCCUACUCCAUCCAUUGCAGGCUCCAUUGAUGGUAGCCGUGGCCACGACGAGGGCCUCCAGACCAUUAGCCUGUCCUCGGAUGACGAUGAUCAUCUUACAGCACACCAGGAGGAGGAAGAGAUGCUGGCUGAAGGCGAACUGGGCCUGGGCACUUCCCGCCCCCUUGAGAGAAGAGCAGACAAGUUCAAGCGCAACAGCCUCAAGAAGGUCGACAGCCUCAAGAAGGCCUUCUCGCGCCAGAGCAUUGAGAAGAAGAUGACCCAGAUCACCACCAAGAUUGUGCCUCCAGAGAAACGUGACAAACUCAUGAAGAGUCUCACCCCUAACCACCCCAAAAGCCCCACUGCCAAAUCCUCCUCAUUCAAGGUGUCUCCCAUGACCUUCAAUGUAAAGAAGGCCAGAAAUGGGGAGGGGUCCACAGAAGAAAAGCUUUCACCUGUGGAAGGAGCCCAUGUGGAGAUUCCUUCUCUGGGAGGCUUGGAUGUUGAGGUUCCCGUGGCGGAGGUGCAUACCUACGGAGUGGAGGAGAUUCGGGAGGAGAUUCAGGAGGCGCUAAGUCCUACCACCCCAGACAGCACAAAAGCAGAGCUGGCCGUCAAUGGAAAGACACCCGCCAUUGAGUGUGAAGUGAAUGGUGAUCAUUCUGCUGGCCUGGCAGAGCCAGAACACGAUGAAGAUAUUGGCGAGGAAGAAGAGGAUGAGGAAGAAGAAGAGAAGCACAAAACUCCCGUUGUUGAGGCGGCAGCCGAUGCCCAGAUUCCUACAGCAAAAGCUGCUGUGGAGCAAGUGUCUUAAUAUAAUUAGAGUAUUUUUUUGAGCAUCAGUUUUAAUUUCACAUUCUUUCUUUUCUUCCUCAAGUUUUUGCUUUUAACACCCAACAGUCUUUUGUCGUUGUCAUAAGUAAACAUACAACCUAGAAACGUACUGGUAGUCCCUUUUAGUCAGACCGUCCUUGGACCUUUCCUACAACACUUCAUUUGAUUAUCUUCAGGAUAGUUUAAAAAACCUUAAAGUGUCGCUCACUCUCCCUUUGUUCGCCCAUGGUGCCUGAUGUAAAACAGGUUCCACCCUUUUCUACCAGAAGAAGUCCCCAAAAAACUGAUAUUGACACGGCUCCACAAAAUUGUUAGUCCAAAGGUUUGAUCCACUGACGACAGAGGCUGCCGUUGCAAAUAAUUCUCAUCCACAACGUGUGAGAAAACGUAAGAUCUAAUGACUUAAAAAGGAAGCAAGCAAGGCACCCCGCGUUCUGUCAGCCACAACUAAUUUCCAAUGGAAAUAACCCCAAUUUCUGCUAUGCUAGGUCCAUUAACAGCUGGCAUGGAGUGUGGACUAUGUGACACUUGGACCUCAAACCUGUUGAAAUGUGGGCCAAGUCUGUAUCUGACUGCACUACCGACGUAUUCCUUAACGCUCGAUUUGGGUUGUCCAAGGAAAGCAAUGUUGUGUCAGUGCGCCAUAACUCACUCCCAUCAACUGAUGCCCACCGCUAGAGCGUCGGCACAUCUCCUCGGUUGUGAGCCAACUAUCUCCCUCCUGCUGUGUGUGUGUGUGUGUGUGUGUGUGUGUGUGUGUCUGCCUCUGGACCUCCCUUCUCCUCUGAAAAACGGUCUCUUUGUUCUUUUUUGUGAAAAUAGUAAAUCUCCAGCAACAGUGGUGCUGCCCUUAGCCUAUUGAGGCACUGUGUUGCCAGGUUGUGCAAGAGCUAAAAGGGGGGCAGUUUCUAGGUUUUCAGUGAAAAUGUGCUUGGGUGUUUUUCAUAGUGAACUUGAGGUUGUUUACAGAAUUAUUUGGAAAAAAACACAUGCCUGUGUCUUGUUCUACAUAAAAAGAAAAUAUACAGUAAUAAUUUGGGAUUGCCAGUUGACCUCAAGUAAUGAUUAACAUUAUGAUUUAAAAAAAAAAAAAAAAAGUAGAAUACAACAAUUUCAUAUAGUGGAAAUAACUUUAGAUUUUAUGACUUAUUUGAUAUGAAAAUGAAAACAAACUGCUCAGUAUGUUUGAAUUCAGUCCCACUAAUGAAGGACACGGCGACAAAGACACUUCUUUACAUGGAGUGAAAAAAUGUAUUACUGGCACAAUUAACCUGAAUGUCAACUCCAUAAUUGUAUGUUUAUGUUUGACUUUUAACUGCCCUGAGUACUUUAACUCUAAAUGUACAUACAGAUAUUUUUCGAAACUAUAUAAUACUUGGGUGUAAUAAGUCAUCACUUACUUUCAGGCUUGUAUAACUUGCAUGAGGGAAACUUAGCUCAGUUCUUGCAUGGAUAAGACCAACACCAUCUCGCAUACGUUUACACACAUACUUCUAAAGUGCCUCUACCUUUGCACAGGCUGUUAUGAGAAAUAGCUCUAAAUUGAUGGAACAGAUUCCUGUGUUUAUUAUAAAUAAGUGAUAGUAAAGCGUGCGUGAAGUCUGAGGAAUUCCUCGCAGCUAUCACUUUAAACCACUUUUUUUUUGGAGUUGCAUUAAAAUAUUUUUCCCCACCAUCAGCUCCAUGUUUUGGAAGCAGCACCUGAAAGUGACCUUCUUAUUGUUGCACGUCGUCAGUGCUUUAUCAGCCUUUGGUACAGAUUCCUAAUGUCACGACUUCCUAAAAAUAAUGCAGCAACCGAUACCAGCGGGGGCCAAUGAUCCAGGCACGAGAGAGAGAGAGGUCACGGAAGUGCAUAACAGCAUUCCAAGGUUUGACGGAUGACUACUGCUCAGCCUAUUUUUCAUGCUGUUGACCUGCUUGCAAGUGCAAAGGGAAGGCGAUGGUCUCUGGAGCCACAGGUGCUCUGCCUGUUUCGAGGCUCUUGGGCGUGCGAUGUAGUGGGAGGUGUGGGUGUUGGGAAGUUUAGGGGAAAAAAGGAUUCCAGAUCAGGAACGUAAACCCGUGUCUUAGUGUUGCUUACAGUAUGUGCAGCUUGACAAUUUAAAUCACUUUUAGUGCAUAGAUGUGCCUGGCACUGGCACUGCACCUCCUUUAAUACUGUGUUCUAAUGAGAUAGAGCAAUAGAUUAUUUACUGCAGUCAAAAUGUGCCCAGAAUAUUUGAUUAUGUCUAAAGUAUGCGAGACAGUUACGUUUUUUAGGAUUUAAGUCAACCUUGUGCCUUGAAAUGUACAUCAGUGUGACAUAGUUCAAACUGCUUGUGGGAGUUUGUUUUUGGUGGUUUGAGGAAAUGAGGAUGAUGUUAAUCCUUUCCUGUUUAUGGCUGUAGUUUAGGCACAAAAGGCCUUUCGUCAAGAUUAGGGCUUUUAUCUCACAGUGUCGACAUUCUUUCCAUACAAAACACACAGAGUGGCAAUGGUAAAGGUUUUAGACGCAUCAUAUUUCCUCAUAACGUCGGAAAAUCUAAUAAAACAACCGGUCGUGCAGCAUUUUAACACACUGGAUUAGUAUGUUCACCAUGACGGGUACACCUUGUGGUCUCAAACGGUCGUCAACUGCUUGUCAAAUGUUUAUUCCCUUUUGUUAUACGCCGCUACUUCCUCGCUAACUCGUGUAUGAUCAGCGUUUCUAUUGGUGAUACAUAAAACUAUAAAAUAUGUUCCUUAAGAAACAUAGUUUUACAGUUUAGCUGUGUGGAAACAAUUUGUGACAAAUGUUGUUCACGUGCCUCAUGAUUUUAUGAAAAGUCUGCACAGGAAAUAAAGUGACCCUAAUAAAAUAAAAAUCAAACUUCAUAAAUCCACAACUGAAAAAUGAUCAAACACUAGGCUUUUGUGUACAUUCUCUUAUGCCGAGGUUAAAAUGUGACUGGUGCUGAUGUAUUUCUGCUUAUUCAUGCAAAUAUUUUUCUUUGAUCUGUCAGCUGUUAAAUAAUAAACAUCUAGACAUGA
Messenger RNA from Solea solea (common sole), 4603 nucleotides. It is a transcript of the gene cavin2a, whose product is annotated as caveolae associated protein 2a. Bases 138 to 1571 code for a protein of 477 amino acids. Gene Ontology annotation, molecular function: protein kinase C binding. The record is from RefSeq and is a predicted model, not a curated record. NCBI's taxonomy places the organism in Eukaryota, Metazoa, Chordata, Actinopteri, Pleuronectiformes, Soleidae. The transcript has 2 exons. Gene Ontology annotation, cellular component: cytoplasm; caveola.